GAUAAAUCCCUUUUGGCUCCUUUAUUCAACGGACGCCCGUCGCAGCUUCAUUUCAAGCUCACCGCCCGUUUAGUUUUUGUUUGUCGAGCCCAAGGCGUCUGGCGGGUAAGGCGGAUUCCAUUCUGCCAUCCGACAAACGAGACCGACACCAAGGCGCCGUUUUCAGCUGGCCUGCAUCCCUCCCUCCAUCCUGCCCAGCUGCGCAUCGAAGCUGCUCGAUUUGACAGGGGCCAGCUCCGCCGCACCAGCCUUGUGCACCGGGCAGCACCACCUCUGUGCUGCACAUGCGCCCUCUUCCUGCAGUUACCUUGGCUGCAAACGGCCGCCACCCCGACCACUUUACUGCUACGCCCCUGCUCUCUCUCCUGAUCAAUCAAUCCCGACAAACUCCAGUUCAUUCCGUUCCUCCCACAGCCAAACCCCCUGUGCUGUGCGCCCUCUACCACUCUCGGUUUUGGGACCGCUGUUUGAUAGUAGCUUUAUUUGAUGGGGACGAGCUUUAUACGUUGCUAUUCCCGCAACUUUCUUUGCAUUUCCUCCCACUCUCCUGCCCGGCUGCGGCUGUACCACCCCUCGUCCCGGCUCCCAAUCGACCAAUAUCGUUAAGCGACCACAGGCUACUCGCUGAGCGCCCGCCUCAUCCAACAUGGCAGCACAGCUGGGGGGCGACAUGAUGAGCUUUGUCCAGAGAUAUCAGAUCCUCAAGCAACAACAAGACAGCAGUGACGAGCUAAUCAAGGACCUUCUACUCUACCUCAAGAACGUCGAUGAAAAUCUCCGCUCCGAAAACCGGUCGCUUCAGAAAGACCUCCACGAGGCCCGGCUCGACCUCGAUGACGCCCGCAAGUCCCGUCGUGAGUUCCAGGCUAAACUCCAGGAGGCCGAGGACCUCCGCGACUACUACAAGCAAGGUGCCGAGAUAUAUAGAAACCGAAACCAAUAUGUCGUCGUCCUGAUCGACGGUGAUGGCCUCCUUUUUAAAGAGUCGUUCAUUACCCAGGGCGUCGAGGGUGGCAAGAGAGCUGCCAAUUUCCUGAGGGGUGCCAUUCUACAGCAGUGUGGCGAGCUUGCCGACGAGCUUGAGGUUCAUGCCAAGGUCUGCGCCAAUCUUUCGGGCCUGGCCAAGGCCAUGAAGCGCGAGGGCUCUAUACAAGUCGAGACGGAUCUCCGCGACUUCUUUGUUGGCUUUUCGCAGGCCAAAGCCUCGUUUGAUUUUGUUGAUGUCGGCCACGGUAAGGAGCGUGCCGACUCCAAGAUCAGAGAGGCGGCCCGAUGGCACCUUCGCAACGUUAAUUGCAGGCAGGUUGUGCUCGGCGUGUCGCACGACUCUGGAUAUGCCCCGUUUCUGGACGAGGUACUGCGCGACGAACAAUCAAAAAACAUGAUCACCAUUCUUGAGGGCUUCCCCACGGUGCGGGACAUUGUCGCCACGGGCGUCAACCGAGUCAACUUUACAAAUGACCUCUUUCGCUCCGACAAGUUGGUCGACCGGCUGCCGUCCAACGCGCCCCCGCCUGGUCUCGCUGGGGCGACCUCGCCGACUCCGAUCAACUCCGUGCCCGGGGUCCCGUCGUACGCGGGCGUUACCGCCGUCAGCGCUAGUCCACCGCCCCCGCAUGCGGCGCCUCCGCCGCCCACGCUCAACAUCCCGUUGGCGCCCAAACCAUCGGCGAAUGCUUCGCGGGGAGCCAAACCGCCGCCGUGGAACCCGGGCCCUCGCGGCCUGGACAAGCCAAUCCAGGUGAACCAGGCGGCCCUGGACGGCAUAAAGAAGCGCAAGGAUCAGAGCAAGCUGUGCAAUAACCACUACCUCCGCCCGCCCUGCCAAAAGGGAAGUGCUUGCUGCUUUGAGCACGAGUACGAACCCACGAAAGACGAGAGGACAGCCAUCGCCUUCCUGGCUCGCCUCAACCCUUGCACCAACGGGCAGGACUGCGACAUUGGCAACUGCAUUUACGGCCACCAUUGCCCCAGCACCAUUAACGGACAGUGCCAACAUCCGUACUGCAAGUUCCGCCCUGAUGAGCACCCCCCGGGAACCAAGUACAAGUCGACGUACCGGAACGGAGACUCGUACGACUCCUAGGUUGGGAAUGCGCUAAGUAUCGACAACUCAAUGUUCCGGGUAAUGACCACUCGCUUGACUUUGAAUUCCUUCAUCGUGUCCUAUGAAUGCCUCUAAACCAAACCAUGAUGUUUACUGGGCCGGGGAGGGGUGACAGCAGCUGUGUCGUAGGGGUUUUCUUAUUUCUUUUGUUGUCAUUUUGACGCGUGGGAUUCGCGGGCGUCGGUGUUGCUACAUCUGUCUCGCACAUGUAGCUGUACCUCACUCUCCUUGCCUGGGUCUCGUGCCCACAGACCUUGAGACACUUGGGCCGGGCUUGGUGGCUCCCAGACUGUGAACCGGCCACCAUACUCUCAUUUUAGAUAGCUGGGCUUGCCAUUUUGGCCCAAUAUUAUAUCCCACCGAACUGCCUUGGGCACUUGUGAGAGUGGUUUUCUUAUGCA
This is a messenger RNA of Gaeumannomyces tritici R3-111a-1, 2508 nucleotides long. RefSeq lists its product as hypothetical. Gene Ontology annotation, molecular function: metal ion binding. The record is from RefSeq and is a predicted model, not a curated record. The transcript has 6 exons. Bases 647 to 2086 code for a protein of 479 amino acids. NCBI's taxonomy places the organism in Eukaryota, Fungi, Ascomycota, Sordariomycetes, Magnaporthales, Magnaporthaceae.